Molecule: messenger RNA, 538 nt
Organism: Williopsis jadinii
Lineage: Eukaryota; Fungi; Ascomycota; Saccharomycetes; Phaffomycetales; Wickerhamomycetaceae
Gene: FCY1
Product: cytosine deaminase
Exons: 2
Coding region: 1-456 (151 amino acids)
Cellular component (GO): nucleus; cytoplasm
Molecular function (GO): zinc ion binding; diaminohydroxyphosphoribosylaminopyrimidine deaminase activity
Source: RefSeq, a predicted model, not a curated record
AUGCCAUUUGACGAUACUAAGGGGCUACAAAUUGCCAUUGAAGAGGCCAUCACUGGCCGUGAUGAAGGUGGUGUUCCUAUUGGAGGAUGUCUCGUUGAUGAAGAUGGGAAAGUUCUUGGACGCGGCCACAACAUGAGAAUUCAAAAGGGCUCCGCAACACUCCAUGGUGAGAUCUCUACUCUCGAAAAUGCUGGUAGACUUAAAGGCAACGUCUACAAGAGCUGUACCAUGUACACCACACUUUCCCCUUGUGACAUGUGCACAGGUGCCAUCAUCAUGUACGGUAUCAAGAGGGUGGUCAUGGGUGAGAAUGACACCUUUGUCGGUGGGGAGGACUACUUGAGACAGAGAGGUGUUGAGGUCAUCAACAUGGAUAACCAACAGUGUAAGGACCUGAUGGCACAGUUCAUCAAGGAGAAGCCUGAAGAGUGGAACGAGGAUAUCGGCACUGAAUGAGUACGUUUACCUUUAGAACCUUGUUGACUAUUUAGUGGCACCAUUAAACAAACAAAACAAGACAUGACAUAAGCACUAUAGG